AUGGAUGAUUUUAGCCCUCCGCCAUUGCGGGCACCUACGGCAUGUGUUGCUUGCAACAAGAAAAAGGUUCGAUGUAUUUUCGACGAAACUUCUGAUGUAUGUCUGAACUGCCAACGACAUGAAUGGCCUUGUUUUCAACGAGAGCGUAAGAGAAAGAGAACACGGACCGAUGAUACCCAAGCAACGAGAAGACGAGUCGCUUGGGGAGUGUCCGAAGCGAGUAAUAUCAGCCCUUGCACAGUCGAAUCAUCCUUGACAAGUUCCGAAGAAAUCCAUGACCGGGACCAACACCGCCACAGAAGCCAAAGCAGCAUAGCCGGCAUCAGAGAUGCUCUUCCAACCCCAGAGUGGUCCAGGGUAUCUGAACCCUCACGGUCAGUCUCAAACCCAUAUUCUUCUGCUCCAAUCCCAAGCUUCAUGGCCCGCUCUCGUUACUUCGAUGAUACAGUAGCCAUCAACGAGGACCAAGCCAGAUCGUACCCGACAGGAGAGGCAGACGGCCCCACAGAAGAUGAUAUCCAACUGCUACGAUUGCAGGGCGCCUUUGAGCUACCACCACGGUCUAUCCGUGACGGCCUAAUCAACACAUUCAUGGAACGAUGUUCACCAUGGAUGCCAAUCAUCGAACGCAGCUGGCUUGAAGAAAGUGGUUCUCAGAAACCGUCCAUGCUACUUCUUCAAUCGAUCUUCGUUGCCGCAAGUCGAGUUACCUCGGCGCCGGCUGUCACUGCAUAUGCAUCUUCGCAUCAGUUUUACCGCCGCGCAAAAGCUUUAUUCUGGUCUGGUUUUGAGAGGAAUCCAGUGACUGUUGUUGCUGCAGUUUGUAUUUUGCAUUGGUAUAAUCCUGAAGGACCGGAGCAUGUGUCUACCAACACUAGCGGGUUUUGGCGAUAUGUAGGGGUUGGCUUGGCUCAUCAGAUUGGACUGCAUAAGGAACCGACUAACAAAAGAGAUGCUCCUUUGAGGCGCAGGCUCUGGUGGACUUUGUUUGCUAGAGACUGCUUGAUUUCCGCCGGACAGGGUCGGCCGCUCGCGGUUGACAUGGAAGAUUGCGAGCUGGCACCACCCUGUCUCGAGGACUUUCAAGAUUCGAGCUCGGAUGUCACUCUAUUUAUCGCAUAUGUGGAAAUCAGUUCAAUCUUGGGCCAUCUUACCCAACACUGUCGACGCAAAACUCUCACGCGUCAGGUACGACAAAACAUCGAGAAUCAGUUAUAUCGAUGGACAAGAGAACUCCCACGGUCCCUACGCUUAUUUCGCAGUGACAGCAGCCCAGGGGACUCAGGUUCACCCAAAGGCCUGGCUCAGUACAACUUUGAAGCGCGACAGCUUCACAUCCCAUACUUCGUUUGUCUUGCAAUCAUGUGUCGGCCGAUUUCUGGAAACUUGCCUUCCUCGGCAGUGAUCCUGGCAUCCUCAUUUAUAGCGGGGAUCUUCGAAGACUUCCUUGCUCGAGAUGAGGUCCAAUUCCUGGGUCCAAUCUUCACUUUUCAUUUACUAGCUGCUGGAAUUGGUCUGCUUUCAAGCAAAAAUAUUUCCUCCCUGUGGGGGCAAGCGGCUGGUAGUUUGGAAACAAUCUAUCUGGCCCUUGAUGAACUUGCAAAACGCUGGUCGUCUGCAAAAGGUAGUCUCAGAGCACUGAGGAGCAUUGCCGAGAAGCAGCAAAGCAUAGCAACACCAGGUCAAGUGCCGGCGAUGACGCUCUUAAGGGAAUACUGGCACUACUUCGAAGGAUUCGGGUCGGAGCUUUCCUGGGCAUGGCCAUGCUUCAUGGAAGUCGGACAAAAUGAGAGCAACGAUGGCAGUGGCACACUAGCAUUCGGUGAAUCGGAUGCUAUAGAUCAUUUGGCCGAGUCCCGGGUACCGGGCGAUAUACCUUCUGAGUAUCGGCCUCUUACAACGGUCUUGGACCCGAAUACUGGGUUUGUCAUGGGUGAUAUGCCGCAGCACAUGACGGGUGACUUCUUUCACGAUCAAUAUCAGGGCAUGGGAGAUUGGCUAUUCAAGGAUCUCGACUGGAAUGGUGAGAUAACUUGGUAG
This is a messenger RNA of Penicillium canescens, 2040 nucleotides long. Its product is annotated as Zn(II)2Cys6 transcription factor. NCBI's taxonomy places the organism in Eukaryota, Fungi, Ascomycota, Eurotiomycetes, Eurotiales, Aspergillaceae. Bases 1 to 2040 code for a protein of 679 amino acids. Gene Ontology annotation, molecular function: DNA-binding transcription factor activity, RNA polymerase II-specific; DNA binding; zinc ion binding. Gene Ontology annotation, biological process: DNA-templated transcription; regulation of DNA-templated transcription. The record is from RefSeq and is a predicted model, not a curated record. The transcript has 4 exons.